AUGAAAAGAGAGCUGAAGUUCCUGCUUGUGGCACUCUGCAACUUGCGCAACCACCUCCAAGGGUCUCUGAGGAGGAAGAUCGAGGGCCAUACUCCUGGCUACUCCUCCCAACAGAAUGGCCUGUCCUGUGGGCCGUCGGGGCUGGACUUCAAACAGUUUGAGAAGAUGCUGAAGCAGGACGAUGCGUUCGGCAGUGCGGCUACCCUCUGCUCCCACCUGGAGAAGCCCAUCAAGACAGAGUACUCUUCUCCAGACUACGCAAGAGCUAAAGCAGAUGGCAGCCAACCAGAACCAGCAGCAGCCCAACCCUCAAGCCCUAUCACCACCAGCAGCCACCAGGCUCAGGCUGGAGGGGAGGAGGACCAGGGACCAGUUGGAACACGCAGCCACUCCUCCAGCUCCUUCCCCCAGGACAAGCUCUCCCAACCCGGCCUCAAUGGGCUGAGAGGAUACCCCAAGACCUCCAUAGGACAGUCAGGUAAAGGCAUAAACAACUGUCUGUUCAAGCCCAACGGACACAACACCUCCAGCCACCUGGAUAUGAAGGUGCUCAGCAACAAACCAAUGCUCCACUUCAGCCCCAAAGCAUCCCAGCAACCCUCCACUAUGGCAGUUCAUAACUACCAGAACCCCCAGCAGCAACGGCCCAUGUCUGGGCCUCCUCACUUGCAGCCCAAGUCCCUGGCCCAGAGAACCCCUCUCAGCCAGCAUGGAGCUGGACCUGGGCUCCACUUUAAACUGGCUCAACAACGACAGCCAGAGCAGCCCCCAGCCCCCAACGCCCCUGCCCUCCACCGCCGCUCCGUGCUGCCCCCGGCCCGGGUCUCUCCCACAGUCCGAGGUAGACCAGCAGAUCGUGGUGGUUCAGGGUCAGGGGUCGGAGGUCAGGAGUGUGAGCGUGCCCUGGUGCAGAAGCUGAGAGAGCGCUGUGAGGACCAGGCUCGACAGCUCCAGUCUCUGCAGGCUGAACUGAAGAGGGCUUCUCUUGGACUAGAGGUGUUUGCCAUUACUACACAGCACUUCUGCCACAAGAGUGAGAGUGCCAUCCUGAAGGAGAGGGAACUGUCCCUGGAGCUUGCCAGGAUCAGGGAUGAAGUGGCCUCAAGUGUGUCGCGGUGGGAGAUUCUGCAGCAGGACAAGGGGGAGUUGGAGCGGAGGUUUGAGCGGGAGCUGGAGGGUCUGCGUGCCCAGCAGCAGAGUGAGCUGGGCCGGCUGGAGGAAAGACUGAGGCAGUAUCACAGUCUAGAGAUACAGCGCCUGGAGGCCCAACGACAGGAGCAGCUGGAGAGACUGAGGACACAGCAGCUGGAGCAGAUGGAGGAGGUGACGGAGAACCAUGAGGAAGCUCUGACUGAAAUGGAGAACAACCACAACGACACGCUGGUCACUCUCAAGGAGGAGCAUGCCAGGACUGUCAAAAACCUGAAGAUGGCCCAUGAGCAGCAGAGGAAGUCAUUGGAAGAGGACUUUGAGAAGCUCAGACUGUCGCUGCAGGACCAGGUGGACACGCUUACGUUUCAGAACCGCAGCCUGAGAGACCGAGCCAAGCGCUUUGAGGAGGCUCUACGCAGGAGCACCGACGAACAGAUAGUGGAUGCUCUGGCUCCAUACCAGCACAUCGAGGAGGAUCUGAAGAGCUUGAAGGAAGUUCUUUUAAUGAAGAAUCAACAGAUCCACGAACAGGAUGUCAAGAUCUCGGAGCUGGAGAGAAUGGCCCAAAAGAACGUGUUCCUGGAGGAAAGGGUGCAGAUGUUACAGCAGCAGAACGAAGACCUGAGGGCCAGGAUAGACAAGAACCUAGCCAUGUCCAGACAACUCUCGGAAGAGAACGCCAACCUCCAGGAGUCAAUGGAGAAGGAGAGCAACGAGAAGAAACGCUUGAGUCGGAACAACGAGGAGCUGCUGUGGCGUCUGCAGAGCCCUCACAUGUCCCCCACCGGCUCCCCCAUCCACCGAGGCUCUCCCAUCCUCCACUCCUCCAACACCUCCUCCCCUGGUCACCACCGUUCCUCCGCUGGCCCUGGGUCACCCGCACGACCGCACUCCUACCACCAAUGAGACGCCUCUCCUCAAUGCCUCCCCCAUUGUCUCCAUCUCCCUAAUCUCCUUUUCCAGACGAGGAGAGGGAUGAUGGAAGAGCAUUUCUUCCUCCCACUACAUCCCUUCAUCCAUCCACUGAC
Molecule: messenger RNA, 2180 nt
Organism: Oncorhynchus gorbuscha (pink salmon)
Lineage: Eukaryota; Metazoa; Chordata; Actinopteri; Salmoniformes; Salmonidae
Product: microtubule-associated tumor suppressor candidate 2-like
Exons: 15
Coding region: 1-2058 (685 amino acids)
Cellular component (GO): cytoplasm; nucleus
Molecular function (GO): microtubule binding
Source: RefSeq, a predicted model, not a curated record